This is a messenger RNA of Acanthopagrus latus (yellowfin seabream), 1378 nucleotides long. RefSeq names its product interleukin-6. Gene Ontology annotation, molecular function: cytokine activity. The coding region runs from base 193 to 870 and encodes 225 amino acids. The transcript has 5 exons. The record is from RefSeq and is a predicted model, not a curated record. Lineage: Eukaryota; Metazoa; Chordata; Actinopteri; Spariformes; Sparidae. Gene Ontology annotation, biological process: immune response; neutrophil differentiation; macrophage differentiation. Gene Ontology annotation, cellular component: extracellular region.
CAGUGAAGCCAUCAUCAGCCACAACCAACCGGAUGCUUGACGCAAACUUCUACUUCAUGCCUGUUGCAGGGAGGGAAUUCCCUCCUGGUCUGAAGAAUAUAAAAUGACGGCCCAUCGUAAAGAUAAGACGACUCCCUCCGACCCUGACGGCCCUCAGCAUCAGAGCAACAAGUGCUUCCCAGCAGCAGCAACAUGCCCUCUCGACUCAACGUGUUCUGGCUCUGUGCAGCGGCACUGGCCGCUCUGCUGCAGUGUGCUCCCGCGGCUCCGGUCCAUGGUGCCUUCACUGACAAUCCAGCAGGUGACACCUCAGGUGAGGAGUGGGAGACGGAGAGGCCCGCUGACCCACUGAUAGCACUCUUGAAGUUGGUGCUGGAAGCGAUCAAGACCCACAGGCAGGAGUUUGAAGCUGAAUUCCACAUCAGGUAUGAUGUUCUGGCCCAGUACAACAUCCCCUCACUUCCAGCAGAUUGUCCUUCAUCCAACUUCAGCAUGGAGGCUCUCCUCCACCGGCUGCUCCAGGGCCUCCCUGUCUACACAGCGCUCCUGAAGUAUGUGGAGAAAGAGGAGCCAAAGAGCCGAAUUCCCUCGAGAUUCAGACAAAAUAGUGAGCUCCUGAAACAGAGGAUCACAGGAAAGAUGAGACACGCCGUCCAGGUGACCCCGCUGACCAGCAGCCAGGAGCAGCAGCUGCUGAGGGACCUCGAUAGCUCCGACACCUUCCACAGGAAGAUGACGGCGCACAGCAUCCUGUACCAGCUACGCAUCUUCCUCAUCGAUUGCAAAAAUGCAAUCAAUAAAAAGGAGAAGCUGAGAGAAAGUAGGGCCAACAGGGCGAUGACACCUGUCACUCUCUAUUACCAAAGGUAAAGAUGUUACUGAUCAGUUUGGAUCUGCUGGGAAACAGCCAGGUGGAGUGAUGGAACAUGUGGAACGUCCGGCUCUGUAACGAGAUAUGACUGUGUGAAUGUUGAGGCUUCAGUCCCACUGUUGGAUAACUUAUUGAAUCUAUUUAUAGUUGCUGAGAAGUGUUAUUUAUUAGUCAUAGGAAAUUCCAUGGAUGAAAGUUUCUUGCACUGAAUGUUGAACUUCGUACUGAUUGGAUCCCUCCGCUGAUUCAUCUCUCAACUGUGAUGUCACUGGAGCAGCAUCGUCACUUUUUACAGGAAAGGAAAAUAUUUGUAUCAUCGUUUGAUGUGAACAGUGUUUUUAUAUUUACAGUACUGUUGACUGUUAUUUAUUUAAAAUUAUUAUUAUUGUUAACUGAAUUUGCUGUUUAUUUAAUUAUAAUGCAACAAGCAUAAACUGUGUGACUUGGUGUGGAGGAAUAUUGUGUGUGCACAUGCAGAAAUAAAAAACAUUUGCAUAGAUAAGAAAC